GUCCAGUCAGGCCUCGCUGCUCCAGGUAGUCCUCCAGUCUGCUGAAGACCAGGACUGAAUCACAGCCUUUCUGUAGCAGAAAGCAGCACAGCUGCUGUUUUUAAGACCAUAAAUCUCCCUGAUUACUGCCAGUCUGCUGCUGCAUGGUCUACAGCUGUAACGUAGGAGGUACCUGUAAUAUGUAGCAGAGCAGUGUGAGUUCAGAAAGAAAAAAAAGGGGAAUGAGAGAGCUGCAAAAGCAGAAAGUGUUGGAAAACGUAUCUGUUUCCCUUCAGGGGCGUGUUGGAGCAAAAUCAGGAGGUGCAGAGACCUGCUGAGUUCAUGUUGCAGAGGGUGGAGAAGGAGAGCUGGCAACAGGACGAAUCAGGAGGGAAGAGUGGAGGAAAAAAAUAAAACAGAAAAAAAGGAGCAGGACUCCAAAGCUGAAGAGGAGAAAGUGAGCUGUGGAGAGCCGGCGGAGCAGAGCGGCGGCAGGAGCGACGGUGGGCGGGGAGAGAGAGGAAGUGUGGUCGACAGGAGAGGAAUUUAAAGUCCCAUUGUUCUGGAAGAGCAGACGCAGAGAGAGCUGAGGAGCCGAGGAGUCGAACCGGACAACAUGGACGUGACCUCAGCCAUGGAGAAGAUGUCUGUAAAGCAAAGUGUAGGAGGUGCAGCGGUGUGUCUCGUAUGUAACGGGAGCUGCUCUGGAUUCCAGCCACAUUCUUGGAGGAAAGCCUGUGUAGCCUGCGGCUGCAGCACGAUCGACCACGCCCCUGGAAGUGACGUCGAAGAUGACCAGCGAAUGGGACGCCUGCUCGCAGACUCGCCCUGCUCCCAUUUGACAGCGAAGGUUAAAGGAGGUGGCGGCCUUCGGAUGUACAAGAGGAACCGCAUGAUCGUGACCAAUCCGGUGGUGUCGCGUAAAGACCCGACCUUCAACACCACGACAUACGAUUGGGCACCAGCCGGCCUCAACCAGACACUGGCUAUGCAGUACAUGGAGCUCCUCCCAGAGAGUCAGCGUCCUGUCUCGGGGACAGAAGGAGCGUUGGAGCGACGCAGGCAGCUCUUCAGUCAGCUCCCCAUCUAUGAUCAGGACCCCAUGAAAUGUCAGAGCCUGACCAGUGAGGAAGAGAUUUCCUCCAUGCUGCUGUUUGUGAAGCAAUAUAAACAGGAGGUGCUGGGAGUCGGAGAGGUGGCCUUACCUGGUGAUGGUGGCGCUCUGAGGGAAGCAGCCAUUCAGAGGACAGCGAAGGAGGCUAAGGACCGCAGCAACAGCAACAAGAAGGAUGCUCUGGAGCACCAGGGCCACGGCUCGACCAAUAGCACCGCUGCCUCCGCUGCUGGAUCCACUAAUGGAACAGAUGAAAGCAUUAAGACUGAAUAUCAGUGUACUGGUUGCCACGGCGAGGUCGCCAAGGAGACUCCAGCUGUUCAUGCUGAGCGUGCAGGUUACCACAGCGCCCUGUGGCAUCCCACCUGCUUCGUGUGUUCAGAGUGCGGUCAGGGAUUGGUGGACCUGGUCUACUUCUGGUCCGAUCAGAAGCUGCUCUGUGGAAGACACUACUGUCAGACGGUCUGGCCGCGAUGCUCAGGCUGUGACGAGCUGAUCUUCUGCAAGUCGUUUCACACAGCUAAAGAUGGACGGACGUGGCAUCAACAGCAUUACUGCUGCUGGAAGUGUGGCCAGAACCUGGAUACACCCUGUCAGCACUGAGACACUCACACAAUGUAGAAAUCAACACAAUGUGGUUUUAAGAAGUUUUAGCACUGCUCAACAACAGAGUUACACGGUGCUUUAGAGACAGAGAAGCUGUACUGAAUAAAAAUAAUGUGAGACAAAAAAUAUGAAUAUGUAGUCUGUUAGCUUGUUUUAUAUAAAACAAAAGAACUAAGUACCAGAUUAAUAAUACCAAAUAGGUAGAGCUUAAAAGAUUUAAAUUAUAUGUUGACGUGUAGUAUUUUAAAUACUUUAUCUUACAAAGAGAAAACGUCCAGUUGAUAUAUUGAUGUUUAAAAUACUUAAACCAUCUAGCUGACACUGAAGUACUUAAACACUUGUUCAGUUGAGCCUCCUGUUGUUUCAAGUACUUAAGUAAAUGUUUAGUUGACACAAAGUGUUUAAAGUACUUCAGAAACAUUUGUUUGAUUUAUUAGCACUUAAAGUGCCGACAGUGACCAGAUGUACUGGUUUCAGAUACAAACAGCAGCUCAAAGUACGGAGGACCAAACCUGACAGUGAACAAAUAACAUGAGAAAUAAAUAUAUUAGUGCAAAUAGAUAUAAAUGAAAAAAGACAAUUAAAUGUGAUAUUUCAACUCAUUUGAAACAGAAAAACCAGAUUAAAGAUGAAUUAUAUUUGAAUUAACUUCUAAAAUGUCAGGUUUGAAUCUGUUUGUGUU
Messenger RNA from Morone saxatilis (striped sea-bass), 2381 nucleotides. It is a transcript of the gene lmcd1, whose product is annotated as LIM and cysteine-rich domains 1. NCBI's taxonomy places the organism in Eukaryota, Metazoa, Chordata, Actinopteri, Moronidae. Gene Ontology annotation, molecular function: zinc ion binding. The record is from RefSeq and is a predicted model, not a curated record. The transcript has 8 exons. Bases 596 to 1696 code for a protein of 366 amino acids.